AUGGGAUAUUCGGGAUGGGAGGCUGAAGAAAACCAGAAAGGACGGGGGUUUUCAGUUGCCGAAGACUUGACGCGGCGGCGGCGGCGGCGCACAGACAGACACAGAGACAGAGUCCUGCCUGCAGUAGCAGUGUCCCUUGCAGCAAAAAAAGGAGGGAGCUGUAACUCCAGAACAGGGAUGCUGAUGUCUGCUGUCUUGUGCCUGCCCAGUAUUAUUGGUGCCACCUACUGUGUACUCAUAUCCUUGUACGCUCUGGGAAAGGGCCCCGUGAUUUGUGAGAAGGGCAGUGGUGCCAGUUUGUCUUCAUGCGAUUUCACCAUCAACAAUAUUAGUUUGGCAAAUGUAAAUUUCAACUUGGACUGGUACCUGAAUGAAAACAGCUGUGGUGGAGUGUCUCUGCUUCCCAACGACGAGACGAACAGCACCUUGCACAACUUGGCUGAAAACCUUAAUAUUGAUCUGGACGAGGCCAACCUGAAGAAUUUCCACCUGAUCACCUUUGCUGGACUAAGCAUUACCGGACUGCUGGAAAUUAUUGUCAGCGCACUGCAGAUCCUUGCAGGAGCAUUUGGUUGUCUGUGUGGCACUUCCAAGAGAAGAAGAGGUCAACCCAUGUAA
This is a messenger RNA of Polyodon spathula (Mississippi paddlefish), 618 nucleotides long. RefSeq names its product transmembrane 4 L6 family member 20-like. Gene Ontology annotation, cellular component: membrane. The coding region runs from base 1 to 618 and encodes 205 amino acids. The record is from RefSeq and is a predicted model, not a curated record. The transcript is spliced from 4 exons. NCBI's taxonomy places the organism in Eukaryota, Metazoa, Chordata, Actinopteri, Acipenseriformes, Polyodontidae.